UUGAGUUUUUUUUUUUUCCUACCUAAUGUACAAGAAAUCACUUGACUGAGACAAAUGUGAGGGACUAUAGCAGACUUUGGAUUCCAUCUUCUGUCCAAACUAACAAAACAAAAUAACCCUUCUCAAACUCGAUUGAUUAAAAAAAAAAAAACAAACAAACGCAAACACAAAAAAUUAUUGGACUUUGUUGUUCUAAAGGAGGAGGGCAAGAAGGGGCUCACUUUAUGAUCAUUCUGAACUGAUAAGGUUUACAGCAAUGCCAUAUACUAAAGUGUGUAAACUUUCUUAAAAAUAACCCCAGAGUUGCUGACCACUCUGUUUGUGACUUUGUGCCUGUUAGCACUAGAAACACAUUUUUUUCGUCCACAUUUCUAUUUUCAAAAUGUCUGGCAUUACUAAAAAUCACAAUCCUCACGGACUCCGGCCAACAGGUUUGGAUCAGAUCUGGGAUGAUCUCAAGGAGGGUAUUGAGCAGAUAUACAGGCGAGAAAAUAUGGCAAAAAGUCGAUAUAUUCAAUUAUAUACCCAUGUAUAUAACUACUGUACUAGUGUUCAGCAAAAUACCAGUCAGGGACAGCAGCCCAGAACACUUACUGGCAAAAGAGUUAAGCAGCCAACUGGAGGUGCACAGUUCGUUGGCUUGGAACUUUACAAACGAUUGAAAGAAUAUCUGAAAAGUUACUUAGUUAAAUUGUUAAAGGACAGCAAAGACUUGCUUGAUGAAAAUGUCUUAAAGUUUUAUACCAAACAAUGGGAAGAUUAUCAAUUCUCAAGUAAAGUUUUGAAUGGUGUUUGUGCCUAUCUAAAUCGACAUUGGGUUCGUCGAGAAUGUGAUGAAGGAACUAAAGGAAUUUAUGAAAUUUAUUCUUUGGCCUUAAUUACUUGGAGAGACAACCUGUUUAAGCCAUUGAACAAGCAGGUCACUAAUGCUGUUCUUGCACUUAUUAAAAGGGAGAGGCAUGGUGAGACUAUCAACACCAGAUUGGUUAGUGGUGUCAUCAACAGUUAUGUGGCACUUGGUUUAAAUGAAGAUGAUCCCUCGGCAAAAGGUCCAACGUUGAGUGUAUACAAGGAACAUUUUGAAAGUCCUUUCUUAAGUUACACAGGAAGAUUUUACACAUGGGAAAGUACAGACUUUUUAGCACACAAUCCUGUCACUGAAUAUAUGAAAAAGGCUGAAACUCGUCUAAUGGAAGAGGCCAAACGUGUGCAAUUGUAUCUUCAUGAGAGCACCCAGGAUGGAUUAGCUAAAAUCUGUGAGAAGACCCUAAUAGAAAAACAUCUUGACAUAUUUCAUGUUGAAUUUCAAAAUUUACUUGAUGAUGAUAAACAUACUGACCUUGGUCGGAUGUAUCAGCUAGUUUCAAGAAUACAAGAUGGUUUGGUAGAACUACGCUCAUUUCUUGAAACACACAUUUACAAUCAAGGCCUUGCUGCUAUAGAAAAAUGUGGUGAAACAGCUGUAAAUGAUCCCAAAGUUUAUGUUCAGACUAUUCUUGAUGUCCAUAAAAAGUACUCUGCCCUAGUGCAAACAGCAUUUAAUAAUGAUGCCGGAUUUGUUGCUGCUCUUGAUAUGGCUUGUGGUCAGUUUAUUAAUGAUAACUUUGUGACAAAAAAAGAAAACUCAUCUUCUGGAAAAUCUCCAGAGCUGUUAGCCAGAUACUGUGAUCUUCUGCUCAGGAAAAGUUCUAAGAAUCCUGAAGAAGCAGAAUUAGAAGAUACUCUAAAUAAAGUGAUGAUUGUCUUUAAGUACAUUGAAGACAAAGAUGUUUUCCAGAAAUUUUAUAGUAAAAUGUUGGCUCGGAGGCUAGUAUUACAUAUGUCUGCAAGUGAUGAUGCUGAGGCUAGCAUGAUUUCCAAAUUAAAGCAAGCAUGUGGUUUUGAAUAUACCUCUAAACUCCAACGAAUGUUCCAAGACAUUGGAGUUAGUAAAGACCUUAAUGAAAGAUUUAAAAAACACCUUCAGGCUUCAUCUCAACCUUUGGAUAUUGAUUUUAGUAUACAAGUUCUCAGCUCAGGGUCUUGGCCAUUUCAACAAACUGGUUCUUUCAAUUUACCAGUAGAACUUGAAAGAAGUUUCCAAAGAUUUACAACAUUUUACAGCAGCCAGCACAGUGGGCGUAAGUUAAAUUGGUUGUACCAUCUCUCGAAAGGAGAACUGGUGACUAGCUGCUUUAAAAACAAGUAUACACUACAGGCUUCAACCUUUCAAAUGGCUUGUCUUCUACAGUACAACACAGCUAAUGUAUUAACAGCUCAGCAACUAUGUGAAAGCACACAGAUUAAGUUUGAUACUCUUGUACAGGUAUUAAAGAUCUUACUGAAGACUAAAUUACUAAUGACAGAUGCUGAUGAUGAAAAUGAUUUACUACCCACCUCACAACUGGCCUUCUUCAAUGAUUACAAAAAUAAAAAAUUACGAGUUAAUAUUAAUGUUCCCAUGAAAACAGAGGAAAAAAUGGAGCAUGAAUGCACUCACAAAAACAUUGAGGAAGAUCGGAAAUUACUUAUUCAGGUAAGUUAAAAAUUUGAUUGAUUUAUUGAUUG
Molecule: messenger RNA, 2547 nt
Organism: Octopus bimaculoides (California two-spot octopus)
Lineage: Eukaryota; Metazoa; Mollusca; Cephalopoda; Octopoda; Octopodidae
Product: cullin-1
Biological process (GO): ubiquitin-dependent protein catabolic process
Cellular component (GO): cullin-RING ubiquitin ligase complex
Molecular function (GO): ubiquitin protein ligase binding
Source: RefSeq, a predicted model, not a curated record